Molecule: messenger RNA, 948 nt
Organism: Pneumocystis murina B123
Lineage: Eukaryota; Fungi; Ascomycota; Pneumocystomycetes; Pneumocystales; Pneumocystaceae
Product: tRNA pseudouridine(55) synthase
Exons: 7
Coding region: 1-948 (315 amino acids)
Biological process (GO): tRNA modification; mRNA pseudouridine synthesis
Cellular component (GO): mitochondrion
Molecular function (GO): RNA binding; pseudouridine synthase activity
Source: RefSeq, a predicted model, not a curated record
AUGAAUAAAGGGGGUAUUAUAGCAAUUAACAAGCCAUCUGGAUGGGUCUGUACUCAUAUUUUAAAUGAAUUAGAAAAAAUUUUAAGAAAAUCUUAUCUUUAUAAUCAACUUGUUGAUAUUUCUCAAGAACAAGCACAUAAACGUCGGAGAAAGUCAAAAGAUUCGAAAUAUAGAAAAAUCAAGCUUGGCCAUGGAGGAACUUUAGAUCCAUUAGCAAGUGGUGUACUUGUAAUAGGUAUUGGAAAGAGUACAAAAAAACUUAAGAAAUUUCUAAAUUGCACUAAAGAAUAUGAAGCAACAGCCUUAUUCGGUUAUUCUACAGAUACAUAUGAUUCUAAUGGAAAAAUUUUAAAGUGUAUGCCAUGGUCUCAUUUAACAGAAGAUAAAGUUACAAAAGCACUUGAAAACUUUAAAGGUAAUAUAUUACAGAAACCUCCAAUAUAUUCUGCUUUGCAUAUGAAAGGAAAACGUUUAUAUCAAUAUUUAAGAGAAGGCAUUGAACUUCCAGAAGAAAUUAAACCCCAACCAACAACUGAUGAUGCUAUAGAUAUUUCUAGCAAUGUAUUACAGGAGCAAGGAGCUAUGAAUUACAAAAGCGAAAAACGCAAUUUAUUUAAUUCUACUAACGAAAUUAAAAUAUCAGAUAAUUUAUCUAAUAAUGUUGAUAACGAAGAACAAAAAACAUCUAAUAUACGUUCAUCUAUAAAAAGAAAGGCGCCUGCAGUUAAAUUCCGUAUUGUUGCAUCUUCUGGCACAUAUAUUCGAUCACUUAUUCAUGAUCUUGCUAUAUUUUUAGAUUCUGCUGCACAUAUAGUAGAACUUGUACGAUGUCGCCAAGGAAAAUACAUAUUAAACGAAAAUACUAUAGAUUGGUCAAAAUUUCAGAAUGGGGAUUGGGAAAAAGACUUUUUGGAGGCAAUUUCAUUAGAAGAUGACACAGAAUCUUAA